GUUUGACAGUGUUAGAGCUGGAGGGCGGGGAACGGCCGGAUGCAGUACGCGCGUGCAGGGGUACAGGGAUGCCAGAUAGAUGGAUGAGAGAGAGAGAGAGAGAGAGAGAGAGAGGGAGAGAGAGAGAGAGGUGUAUAAUACACAGCUAAUAUAGAUUAAUCUCUUCUGCUCUAAUUCACCAACGAGAUAAAAGCACAGCUCGAUAUUUCUUCCCCCCCCCCUCUCUCUCUCUCUGACACACUCUCUCCAUUACUUACUUACACACACACACACGCAUACACAGCUGCCAGCCUGUAUGCUUCCGUCCUCGCGCCAGCGGGUGGCCGCCUGGCUGCUCGCGCUGCCGGCAGGAAGAGGUGGAGGAGAGGAGUGCGCGCGCCGCGGCCGCCUGGAGAUGAUCUCGUUUUGGCUGCUGUGCUGGAAGCUGUUGCGAGCGACAGCCGGUUUGAGGAGAACACCGGAGCUAACCGACAGUAGCCACAACAGUUACGACAACCCUGCGGACGAUUCUCCCGCCACCACGCAGCUGACAGACCCAGUUACCAUGGAGAUCAGCUCAUCGCCACCGCUCACGGACCUGGAAAGAGACAACUUGUUUAACUACCACAGCCAGGAAGUGGAGGAGGAACUCCAUUACCCAGAGUUCACAGGGUCAGAUGAAGCUGUGGAGGGAGAGAAAGAUGAAAGACGAGAUGGAGACGAGUGCGACUAUCUCGUUUUUGCGAUAGGAGAGGACAGGGGAGGUGAAAGUGAGGAGGUAGAAGACGUAGAGAGAGAAGUGGAGGUGGAGGAGGAGGGAGAAGAUGGAGGAAGAGGAGAAACAGAGGGUGAGGAUGAACGGAGAGGAGAGAUAGAGGGAGAAGAAGGUAGAGGAGAAACGGAAGGGGAGGUUGAAGUGGGGAGAGAAUUUAAGCUGGAAGAUGACGACAGAGGUAAAGUGGAGGGAGAAGAUGAGAGUAAAAUAGAUUGGGGGAGGAGAGAGAUAGAGGGAGAAGAUGAGGGGAGGGAAAACGUCGAGGGGGAAGAUGGAGAAAAUGUUGAAGGAGAGAAAGAAGACGCUCUGUCAGAGCUUCUCAUGUCAUCUGUCUCCGACAGUCCAGCGUGUCUGUUAUCAUCAGAGAUGCUCAUCAACACCUCACACUCCUCAGAACAGCCAGCGGCGGCCAUGGUGGUGACGGCGGACAUUUUGCAAGCUGCCUCAGUUCAUGACGUCGGCAACAGAGACGACCUUAGUGACGGUCACCUUAGCGACUGCCUCCAGGCCGAGCUGGCUGUCGUGUACUCGGACAGCGAUGCCGAGAGAGACGACCAGUUAGCUCCGUCCGUGACGUCCGAGGUCGUCGACCACGAGGAAGCAGGCGAGUGUGAUGGAGGGAGCAAGGACGUAGAAGAGGAGAGGCGAGAGGAAGAAGUGGAAAAUGAAAGAGAUGAUGAGGACGACGAGCAGAUGAGGAGGUCCAAUCUCUUCCUGCGAUCUCCGUCUCCUAGCUCCACAGCGAGCUCCACGGAUCCCGACAGGAGGCUCCCUGCAGAUUUCUGCGUGCAGCAGGAGAUGUGCAGUGAGAACGUCUCCACUGAACACGUGGACUUCUUGUUGGCCCGACGGCAGUGGAAGAAAAUGGAGGAGGAGGUCAAAGGUCAGCCCAUCCCUAAACCUGUGCUCAGAGCUCAGGGAAGCUUCCAGGGAACCCACACUUCUCUGUACCCGCCGACCCGCAGCCCGCGACUCAAACACAGGGGCACCAAUCCGCCAGUGUCCACCACGGAGCCCUCACUAGCCUCCACCCUGUCACCCAGCUCAGAGGACUCAGGCCUGGAUGACUCGCUGUACCGCUGCCCCCUGGAGGAGCCGGAGAGCGCUGUGGAGCGAGAGAUCCGACUGACUCUGGAGAGAGAAGAGCGGCACCGCAGAGAGAGGGGGAUGCUCGCACAGGGUCUGACUUUACCCAGACCGCCCACACUGCGAACAGGACGAUCUCCACCGCGACCUCCCGCCUGCCGGACACCCACUCUGUCCAUCUCCCCUUCUCCCUCCUGCUCCUCCUCCUCCUCCCUCCCUCGAUCCGUCUACCAUGAGAUGACAGCCAACAACGUCAUCAUCCUGGAGCCGGACUCUUCCAGCUCUUCCUCCAGGAACCGCCUCCUCCCUUCGUCAAUCGGGGCUCUCUCUGAAUGGCCGUCAAGCCUCGAUGCAGUGCCCUCCGCCAACGUCAUCGUCGUGGAAACGUCCAAUUUGAUCAUCCGCAGCGCUUCAGAGUUCUGCCUGAGCUCCGCCACGCCCUCAACGGCCGAGACGCAGGAGAGCACCUUCACUUCCAAUCCCUUUUUCAAGCUGCGCUCGCUCAGCAGCCAGUCUCUGGUAGAGCAGGAGAUCAAGGUGGUGAGGCAGCGGGAGGAAGAGUGGAGGAGGCAGAGGGAGGACAUGUGGAGGAGGAGGAGAGAGGAGGAGUGGAGGAGAGGGAGAGAGAGGUAUGACACCGUGCUGGUGUCUCCAGGCCUGACGGACAACGUCAGCUUCAAUGUGCCCGAGGUUCCAGACAGAUGUGUCUCCUCCCCUUCGUCCCCCUCCAGAACCCGCAAAAUGGAACGGUCCAGUUUGUCCUGUGACCACAAGUUCCCCGCCUCCCUCUCUUCUGUGCCGCAACGACAGAACGCCAUGGCGCAGCGGUGGGAGGCCUCUCUUUUAGCCAAUCAGAAGAAGGAGUAAGGAAGAAGAUUUUAAACCCAAAAUGAAGAUCUACACCGUUUUUUUUCUUUUUAAAAGUCGUUACUUUGUCGUUAAAAGUCACACAUUCCGACGUCCACUGUGGUCAGAACCACAUGAGCAGCGACUUCACAGCAUCUGUUUCCUGUGUGCGAUGAUCACAAAAUGUUAAUGAGAAGAAGAGGAGAUUAAAUGCACUUUGUCUGAAGCUGUAAAAAAACUGUAAAAAGAAACAAUGGAACAUAAUGUCAUGUCAGACACUUUAAGUAGAGUAAAUAACAAUAACGAGUAAAAGUAUAGAAACGCAUUCAUAAAUGUCGGUACAAUAUUUGAUGUUUAUUUUAUUCUUUAUAAUGUAAUAUUUAGAGCACUUUCAGCGUAUACACUGGCAAAAAAAACGUAAUUAGGUUUAUUCAAACUAGUACAAUUAACAGAUUAUAUGAAUACAUAUCAUAUUAGUUGUUAAUUUUUAGUUUGCAUCAACUUAAUUAACUUGAAAGUUAAAGUUAGCUUCACUUUAGUUUUUAAUAAACUUAAUUUGUGUUCAAUUGAAUAAUUUAUUGAUUUGUAUCAGUACGAUUGACUGUAACGGAGAGAUUUAAUUUAUUUUAGCCUUCUUUAAAAGCAUGUUUAUUUUUUUAAAAUAUUGUAUCUAUGCAUCGGAGAAAUUUGAGAUAUGCUGUUAUUUUUUUGUUUUUAAACAGGUGCCAAUCAAUGGAGAGUUUAAAACAAAUAACUGCCUUUAAUCAAAUUAAAUGAGCCAGUAAUUAUAUUUGCCACCUUUAAAAUGAUAAUAUGUCGUAAAUGGUUGCUACAGCACUUACUAAACUGAAUCGGAAAUUCUAACUCUCUAAUGUAUCGUGAAGAUUUUUAAUUAAGUAUUUUUAUGUCCUUUUUUGUCUUGAUUCCUAAAAAAAGAAAGAAAAGAAAAAGAGAUUUAUUGUAUUUUAUUUUUGCUGCGUAUAUUUAUGAAUUAAGCAGUGCUUAUGAAUCCUUAAAGGCUUUUAUUUGUAAACAAAAAAUGUUUAUAAUACAUUGUGUCAGAACGACGUAUUGAAACUAGAAUUAUGCCAUUGUUUGUUUUUUAGGAGUGGAUUAAAGCUACAACAUUGGAAGGUUUUAGCAUAUUAUCUAUAUUUUCCUGUGAUUUCAUCGCUCUACUAUGCUACUAAGUGUUUUUUUCCCCCAUGUCUAUUUUUCAAAAAACUUUAAUUUUAUGGUACACUUAUUAACCAUUACCUGCUUCUUUAACAGCAUGCAUCCCGUAUUAGGAGCAUACCUUCUCUUUAUUAGUCACAAUAAAGCACUUUAAUAUUAAUAUUCUUUAAUAUAAAAUGAGUAGGUCUUUACAUAGCAUAGUAUGUGAAUAAUAUAUUCCGUAAUACUAUUUAGUUAUUAUUAAAUUAUUUUGCCAGUAGGUGGGGAAAUUACUUUGAUUUGAU
This is a messenger RNA of Solea solea (common sole), 4146 nucleotides long. RefSeq lists its product as uncharacterized. The coding region runs from base 296 to 2707 and encodes 803 amino acids. Lineage: Eukaryota; Metazoa; Chordata; Actinopteri; Pleuronectiformes; Soleidae. The transcript has 7 exons. The record is from RefSeq and is a predicted model, not a curated record.